AUGGAGCGGAGCCGAUGGAGUUGCUCUGCCCAGGAGUCAAUUGAGAGGAGACCCCAGGGUGGGCCCAGAGGAGAACCCAGAGGUGAUCCCAGAGGUGAUCCCAGAGGUGAUCCAAGCGGAGACCACAGAGGAGACCAGGAGACCCAAGCGGAUACCCCAGCGGAGGCGCCGCCUUGUUCGGGGACGAACAAGGGUCCCCGGAGGGGGCUGUGUAACGGCGGUGCCGGGCCGCCGGCAGAGGACGCCAGCACGGACACACGGUGCAACGUUAGCGUUGGGACCCCUGCUGCUGGGCCAUCAGACCCGUUGCCGGACUGCGCCGACUCAUUAGCUGAUUGCAUUGUGCUGAGUCCCCCUGAGCAUGGCUAUUACUUUAGACGUUAUACAGCUAAUGAAGAGGUUGAGCAUGGAACAGUAAUAGAGAUUGUAUGCAUUCCUCGGUACAGCUUGAACAGUGAUGAGGAAUACACAUGUACCAAUGGACAGUGGUCGUUUGAUGCAAAGUGUGUAGCAACUCCCUGUUCCAAGCUACCAGAACUACUGAAUGGACUGAUUGUAUAUAACCCAGAGUUGGUGAACCAAGCCCUGCCUACCGUCCCUCAUGACACACGGGCUACAUACACAUGUCUGUAUGGCUUUGAAUUGCAGGGAAGGCACAAUGCACCGCAGUGUUACUAUGGCACUUGGUAUUAUAAAACAUCAGAGCCAGUCUGUACACCAAAGUUGUGCAGUCAAGACAACUUGGAGCACGGCAGCGUACGUUACACUAAGAACAAUGAGGAAUUCAGUGUCCGGAACCAAGACCCCCAUCAUGGUGUUUUCAGGACUUUUAAAUGCACCAGCGAAUACAGUCUGGUCUGGGCCCAGACAGAAGCAUCAGCAUGUGUAGAUGGGGUGUGGAAUACGACUCUUCCAGCAUGUGGGCCAGAUUCUUGCUCCAGACCAGCUGUUGCCGGUAGUAACGUGGAGGUGCAAAGCUUGGGGCAUGGCGGUACGGCCCAUGUUACAUGUGACCAGGGCCUGAAACCAAGUGUUGGAAAUGGUGGUCUACGUUGCCAUGCUGGACAUUGGGUACCAGACGGCAUAAUGUGCAUAAGAAGUGAUGCGUCAUCCAAUGUGGCAUAUGGAAGACCAGCAUCACAAAGCCCAAGAUCUGAUGAAUCUAACAGACAGCAAGCAAGCUUAGCAGUGGAUGGAGAUAGGACCACAGACAGUGAACAUGGCAGCUGCACUUCUGCACGAAAAUCUGGAAGGCAAGUUUUCUGGGAGGUAGAUUUGCAGGCUACAUACAGGAUAGAAUACGUGGACAUCUAUUCCAACCGUAAACCCAAACUGAUAGGUGCAACAGUCCAAGUCGGAUACCCUGAUGCCACAAGAGAGUCGUAUAGUCAAUGUGGUCUCACAAUAAGUUCCCAGAUGGCAAGAGGUCGUCAGCCCAGAGUGCGAGUGGAUUGCAACCGCGAGCUGAUUGCUGGGCAAAUCAUCAGGAUCGAGCUGCAGGAAUCUGACAAAUUUAGUCUGUGUGAAGUAGAGGUGUUUGCUACUGGUCCCAUUGCAACAUGUAGGAUCCCUUACAUCGCCGGUAUGAGACAAGCACUAGAAGGUGAUGGUGGGGUGUUGCUUACCAAUGCUCAAGUUCCUCCAGGAACAGGCAUUGCCUAUAACUGUGAGACAGGCUACCAGCACCGCGGAGCUGUGGAUAACCUGUGCAGAGGGGACGGUACAUGGUCUAGACAUUUUCCCACUUGCUAUGCAGAACGCUGUCGUUUGCGGGCGAGUGAUUUCAGUCAUGUCAUGAUCAACAUCCAGGAGCUUGAACCAGAUGCACAGGGAUUUGUAUACAUUCCUCAUGACACAGAUGUCAUCUUCAGCUGCACAAGAGGAUAUGAACUAAGGAAUAACAAUAGAUACACUCCUCGGUGUUGGAUGGGAGAGCUUCUGUAUUACACUGAUCUUCCAUCCUGUCACGCAGUUCGGUGCCGUGUUCCUUACCUUAUGCAUGGUAGCUUCCGCCUUAUCCAGGGCGAUCGUUAUGAGCAUGGGUCCACCAUAAGGUACGAGUGUAACCCAGGUUAUAUAUUACAAGAUCCAGCCGCUGAAUAUUCCCAUUGUGAUGAUGAUGGAAGAUGGAGCCUGGAACCCGUAUGCCACCCAGACGAUCAAGUAACCGAACUACCUGUGGCAGCUGCCACAUGUCCCACACCGUCAGUCCCCAGUGCCCUCAUCUACCACCGUGGCCAAAACAUUGCCACAGCAGACUUAGAAAUCAUCUUUGGUAAUGGUGAUGAGAUUGAGGUUCGAUGUAAUACAGACUUCACCGUCAGCGGCAGGGAGACAGUGACCGCUACUUGUAGGAAUGGAGCCUGGAAGCCUGUACUACCACGUUGCGAUGUUACAUACAAGCGCUCUUGUUCUCGUCCUGUGGCAGUCCCAGAUGUCAGACAGUAUGUUGACGAUUCAAUCAAGCUACUUGACACCCCUCGCACUUCGUUCUUCCAUGAAUCCACCAUAAUGUCACGGUGUAAGGAUCCAUUAACGAUGACUCUGGUAACUGGUCCGCUCCGCACCUGUAAUGACGGCAGAUGGACUGGACCGGUGCCAGUAUGCGAGCGGGCAUCAACUAGCUUCAGCCUCCCAGCCUUAGAUACCACGCUCCAUCAGUUCAUGGCUAAUGGAACCUUGCUCAUCUACCCUGGUGUUGGUCAGUUGAAUGUGGAUUGCAUUGUCUCCAGCGGUUACCCAGUUUUAGACCACAGUCACUCACAACAAUGGAUUCCAGGUGGUCAAGGAAAAAAGAAGUAUGGUGUGCCUGUAGAAGGUCACUCAGGGACUUAUACCUGUAAGAAGGUUGGGUGGCCAACUGUAUUUCAUCGGCUUAUGAUACAGGUAAGAGCUGUUUCCUGUUCAGAGCCAAGGCCCCCGUUAAACGGCCGUCGUAUCGAUGAUGACUUCCGCCUCACAAAGUCAGUGUCAUUUGAAUGCAUUGAGGGCUAUGAUCUUAUCGGGGAACGGACGAUCAAAUGCAACCUUGGUAAAUGGUUGGGAGAAAUACCGCACUGCAGAGCUCGGGACUGUCCUGAUAUCAACAUGGCACACCGAGACCCCAACCUACGUCUCACGAUAAAUGGAGGCAACUCACCAGGCUCAGUAGUGAUAUUUACUUGCCAAUCCGGAUUCCAUCGGGUAGGAGAAACACGCCUCACUUGCCAGGGUGGCAGCUGGUCUCCUUCCUUCCCUACUUGUGAAGCCGAUGUUCCUGAUGACACAGGCCCGCUAUUGGGGCCGGAUGACUGCAACUGUGAGGUUUGGGAGAGAUGUGUGGCCAACAGCAACGGCCCAUCAACAUGCCACUGCAUCCACCCGCGGCAGUGUGAUGACGUAGGCCAGGAGCAAUACUGUGGGAGUGACGGUCGAACCUACCCCAGCAUCUGCAGAAUGAAGGCUGCAGGCUGUCUGCUGGACUUGGACAUACAGGUCGUCAGCAAUGGACCUUGCCCAGAAAAUGAUUGUAACUGUGAGGUUUGGGAGACAUGUAAGGCCAACAGCAACGGCCCAUCAACAUGCCACUGCAUCCACCCGCAGCAGUGUGAUGACGUAGGCCAGGAGCAAUACUGUGGGAGUGACGGUCGAACGUACCCCAGCAUCUGCAGAAUGAAGGCUGCAGGCUGUCUGCUGGACUUGGACAUACAGGUCGUCAGCAAUGGACCUUGCCCAGAAACAACUGGGGAUCCCAAUCAGCCAGAUGAAGAUACUUCAUACAGUGAUUAUGCUUCUGAGAGCUUCGAGUUGUCCAUGGACUCAGCUUUGUCACCGAUACCAACAGGUGGAGAAGACAUGCCUACUGCUGCUGACCGAUCAGUAGAAGGCACCACGCACCGAAGCAGUACCUCCAUACAGUAUUGUGAGACUUGCGUUGCCCUAAACCUUGGAACGGCUUGCCAGAAUUCAACACAUGUCUUCGUUGGCAUACCGCAGAAAGUUGAGCCAGCUCAGCUUGACAGUUUAACCUACAAUGUGAAGGUCUUGACUCCCAUCAAAGUUUACAAUCAUACCCAAGAUAUCACUUUCCUGAUGCAAGGGACUCUUGAUGAAACCAACCAGUGUUAUUGCCCCAGAGUCACUGUAGGGCAUGAUGAGUACCUUUUUAUUUUGCGAGAGGAUAGUUCUGCAAGUUUCCCAAUCACAAAUGGCUUUGUUGGAUUAUGGGCCGACCACAGUGCAACUUACAAUAGCACCUGCAACUUGUAAUUCCUUGGCCACAUUCAUUGUCCAUUCAAGUUUUGGCUAUUUUGACCUUUAACCCCUUCAAGACCAGGAGUAUCAACAGUGUCCAGUAAAAUGAUUUUAAAUAUGAUUGAGGUUGUGUUGAAUUUAUUGUGCAUCAAAUAGGUCAACAAUGGGCACGCAAAAACACUGCUGCAGAACGCUUUUAUACUAUGUUUUUUUUUUAUAUCCAUAUAGACAUUUCCCCAAAAAUAUGACGACGUCAGCCAAAGACACCUUAAAUUGAGUACUUAUAGCAUGGUUGAUGCUAUAACCCAUUCCUGGUGGUUAAAAGCCCAUCACAUGGCCGGUCUUAUAUGAUAAAGACCGGUAAGCUGGUAUUAAACACUUUUUCCAGUGUCACAUAAAAUUUGGACUCUAUGAAAUCCAGUGCCUUUUACGUUUUAUUAGUUGAACGUUCACAAUCCUCACAUAGGCAUGCACAAUGGUAGCAGUGAGUCAGAAUUUCUUAGUCCUAAAUUCACAACGCACCACCCCAGUGGCAUUCCGCCGCGCCAAGCUCCAUAAAAGGAGGUGUUUACGACAUACUCGUGAGCUGGACACUCCGUUAUAUAGCUAGAGUUAUAUAAGUAUUGAAAAACAUGAAAUGAGCUUGUUGAAAAAAAUCUUUGGAAAUUUUGAAUUGUUUACUUGUUUUGACUUUUCGACCGAAAAGUUUUUAUCUUUUUAAAUUUUUAUGGUUUUUUUAAAAUAUUUUUAUUUGCUUGGUCGGUAUUAAACAUCAUGUUUAAGACCUGGUGGAGGCUGGAUGCUGAUAGUUACCCUUGCCUUUGACUCCAGUAAUUAUCAGCAUCCAUACCCCAAUCAGUCUUAAAUAGAGUGUUUAAAACCUCUGAAGCACACAUUUAUUCCAGUCUGGCUCCAUAACUGUUUGCAAAUGAGUUAUUUUGGCUACCAAAAUGCACUUUUAUUCAAAUUCACUUUUAUUCGAAUUCACCUCUGAUUUUUUUUUUUUCAAUACAAGAUACAAAUAGUUAAUCUUUUUUGUUUGAGUUUCAAGGGAUGUUUCUACCAUGUUGUAUAUUUUUUUAACAAUAUUACCUAUUCAAUAAGUUACCUCCACUUCAUUUCGAAACUCAAUAAAUCUAAUUUCUUCAGGGGGAAAAAUAACAAAUAAUAUGAUGAAGGAAAUUUGCCAGUGGUUCUGUAUACAUGUAGUUGCUUGGAUUCGCUGGCGAUUUUCCUCUCAAUCAAGUGUCAUAAACACUCUUUUUGUACAGUCAAAACCGGAAACGACAGGCAACUAUUCAUCCUUCCCCAAAAAGGACAUUUUUUAUAAGAAGGAAUUUUAAUCAGGGAGAUAUUUUAUAAUGGGUUUGCCGUUUUUCGCUCACAUAUUUAGAAACACUGUUUUGGACGGCGCGGUAUUACGUUAUGGUUAGCUGAGCCAGUGAAUAGUCAUUUGAAUGUGCUGUUCAUCGGUUGCUAUGUAACCAUACAGCACUCCAUGUUUAAGACCAUUGAGUUUCAAGACAAUGGGUCUUGGAUCUAGAUAAGGCAAUGUAAACAUUUCCUGGAUGUCCGCGCCUGCCUAUACUUCGAGUUAUCCGAGGGUAGUUUGUGGGCAAACAUUCACAAACUCGGACCCGACUCGGCUGGGUCGUGGGUUCGAGUUCCACCUGGCUAAGCUUGUGAAUUUCCUGCAAGCAGACAACGCUGAGUCAUAUACAGUGUUUAUGACUAUGUUGGCUAAGGACAACCCCCAAUAUAAUACAGGACACUUUUAGUAAAUAUUGGUUUUUUAUUUCAAUUUUAUGAUUAAAGAGUAUUUUAGGAGGUCAAAUUUAGGAAUGCACUUUUAGUAAUAAACAUCGCUUUGCCGAAUACAUGCACUGAAGGGAGCACAAUUUUCUUACAUGUAAAUAUAAUUAUACCAAAAAUA
Patiria miniata (bat star) is the source of this 6166-nucleotide messenger RNA. Its product is annotated as sushi, von Willebrand factor type A, EGF and pentraxin domain-containing protein 1-like. The transcript is spliced from 22 exons. The record is from RefSeq and is a predicted model, not a curated record. Bases 1 to 4248 code for a protein of 1415 amino acids. NCBI's taxonomy places the organism in Eukaryota, Metazoa, Echinodermata, Asteroidea, Valvatida, Asterinidae. Gene Ontology annotation, molecular function: protein binding.